Messenger RNA from Brienomyrus brachyistius, 2818 nucleotides. RefSeq names its product coagulation factor C homolog, cochlin (Limulus polyphemus) (gene coch). Bases 150 to 1799 code for a protein of 549 amino acids. The record is from RefSeq and is a predicted model, not a curated record. Lineage: Eukaryota; Metazoa; Chordata; Actinopteri; Osteoglossiformes; Mormyridae. The transcript has 12 exons.
GUCUAGAACAUCCAGAAGAAAUCCCAGGGACACACAUGACAGAAUUUCUUGUGAAAGGAUCUAUAUACCCGUGUUCUUUACAAUCAAAAGAGGACUAAGCACCUUAUAUCUAAAGGAAUCGUGCUUUACCUGUCAGGUGUUUGCUUACCAUGUCAGUUAUGCUUGCUGUCAUACAUCUUCUAGGUCUUUUGUCUCUGACACGCAAAACAUUUGGAUCAGAGCCCAGUGUACCAACGCCGAUUACCUGUAUGACCCGUGGCACCGACUUGGCAGAAGACCGCCCUCUAGUGGCUUGCCCCUCCAAUUGUGCAGUCUGGCAGGUCUCCGUGUUCGGUUCAGGAGUUUAUGCUUCGGUUUCCAGUGUCUGUGGAGCAGCUAUACACAGUGGUGUGAUUACCACAGCAGGAGGUUCUUUGAAAAUCCAAAAACUACCAGGAAGAGAAAACUAUCUGGGUUCAUUCUCGAAUGGAGUCAAGUCUCAGCCGCUGGCCCGAUGGACUGCAUCAUUCUCUGUGCACAAGUUGGAACCCCUGGAGGUCUCUGGCCAGACGAGCACCGCUGUCUUGCCCAAAUCUGAGCCGGCAAAGAAACCUUUGAAGAAGACUGUGAAAAAGCCACCCUCCAAUGGAAACAGAGACUGCCAGGUGGACAUUGCCAUGCUGCUGGAUGGCAGCCACAAUAUCGGACAGCGUCGCUUCAUCUUACAGAAGAAUUUUGUUAGCAAGCUGGCGCUGAUGCUGCGGGUUGGGCCAGACGGACCACACGUCGGGAUGGUGCAGGCCAGUGGAACACCAGUGACUGAAUUCUACUUGAACAACUUCACUCAACCAAAGGAUUUGAUUUUUGCAAUCAAAGAGAUGCCAUUCAGAGGUGGAAAUACCAACACAGGUAAGGCCAUGAAACACACAGUGGAUAGUUUUUUCACCUCGGAACGUGGAAUCAGACUUGGGUUUCCUCGCGUGGCCGUGAUCUUCGUGGAUGGGUGGCCUUCUGAUGACCUAGAGGCGGUUGCUACACGGGCCAGAGAAACAGGAGUCAAUGUCUUUGUGGUGACAGUGGCCAAGCCUACUGCUGAAGAGAUGGGGAUGGUGCAGGACAAAGGUUUCGCUGAGAAGGCAGUAUGCAAAGACAAUGGCUUCUUUACCUUCACCAUGCCCAGCUGGUUCAGCACCAACAAGUUCGUCAAGCCACUAGCACAGAAACUUUGUAUGACUGACCAGAUGCUGUGCAGCAAAACUUGUUUCAAUUCAGUCAACAUUGGUUUUCUCAUCGAUGGCUCAAGUAGUGUAGGUGAUGGAAAUUUCCGGCUGGUGCUGGACUUCCUGUCUGACAUAACUGAUUCUUUUGAGAUCUCUGAUAUCGGUUCCCGAGUGGCCGCUGUGCAGUUCACCUAUGACCAAAAGAUGGAGUUUGAUUUCAACAAACACCUAUCAAAGAAUGAUGCCCUGGCAGGCAUAAGAGGCAUCCGCUACAUGAGUGGAGGGACAGCCACAGGGGAUGCUUUAAAUUAUGCUGUUUCCAGUCUUUUCUCCCCUCGAAAGAGUGGCAAACAUUUCCUGGUCAUUAUCACAGAUGGGCAGUCCUAUGAUGAUGUCAGAGCCCCAGCAGUUGCUGCCCAGAAGGCAGGCAUCACAGUGUAUGCAGUAGGCGUAGCCUGGGCUCCCCUUGAGGACCUCCAAGCCAUGGCAUCAGAGCCUAAAGACCGCCAUGCCUUCUUUACAAAGGAGUUUUCAGGCCUGAAACAGUUUUCUCAAACCAUUGUCAAAGGAAUCUGCAGAGACUUCACUGAGGGAAAGUGAAUUUUAAACUGCUUUAAACACCCUGCCUCUGAAAAUUAGCCCAUAAAACAUUAGAAGCUUUUAAAAUACUUUUUUUUCACAAAGCAAGUUAUCAAUACCUUACCACUUUUAUUUACUUUAUGAAAAUUUAGGUUUCAUUUUAAGUUUUCAAGGAAAAGAUAAACCAAAUGGAUAUGCCCAACAGCCUCAUGCUACUAAAGACAAGAUACAAAAUCAGACUGUUGAAUGCUUUUUGUGUUAGAGUUACACAGACAGAGCAAAUCUACAGUUUCUGUCUGUUAAUAAGAUACAUCCUGUAGACAAAACAUAGUAACUGAGAAUAUUUUCUCAAAUUAGACACAACCUGUAGCCAUUAUACCCUUUACAAAUAAUAUUCAACUCCAAAUUUUGGCAUUUUCGUCAUUUUAUUUAUCAGUGUUGCUUAUUCUUCUUGCUCUUAAGACCAGUUCGAAAGGUUGUAUAGAUUUUUAAUCAUUAUAUGUUAGGUGUGCCACUUGAUUACAUACAAUGUAAAAGUAAAAAAUUCUAUGUAUUUUCUAAGACAUUCAAAGCAUCUGCUAAAGAAACCGGAUUCUGAUAGUUAAAAUGUCCUGUGCCUGACCUACCCUGAAAGAGAACCAUAACUGAAGUCCAAAGCACUAUUUCUCAUGUCUCAUCUUAUUCUUGGCUGCUGCUGUUGAUUGGGUAUACAGUAUAUUAUAUAAACAGGAAGCUGUUAUAGACUAUGGCUAGCUUAAAAGGUCCUUCGGGAGCAAAUUCUAAUUAAUCCCUUUUCCUCUCAAUUGCAUUGAAGCCUAUGCACAUCAUGUUUAGAGAUAAUUGUCUAUGCUAGCCUUCUGUAUACUAAAGAUAGUAUAUGUUACAAAGGAUGUUAUUGUGUGCAUGUAGACAAUUAUUUUGCAUGCAUACCAUUUGUUCACUAAUCAAAAUAUAAAGGGGAAAUUUGGAACAAGUCUGUAUUUCUUUACUUUGUAACUUAUUACACUUCUUCCAAUAAAGGAUAUAUUGUAUUUUUACAA